AUGAUCGUUUUGGUGGGAGCUGGCGCUGCUGUAGCUACUGCAGCUGUCGUAGGCGGCGUAGCUAGUACUGGUGGUGCUAAUUGUGGUGGCGUUGGGUGUGACGGUGGUGGUUGUGGUGGCGGUUGUGGUGGCGGUGGCGGUGACGUUGGGUGUGACGGUGGUGGUUGUGGCGGUGAUGGUGGUGGCUGUGGUGGUUGUGGUGGUGGCUGUGGUCAGGGCUUUCUGGACUACACGACGCAUAGAGGAAACAAGGGAGCCUCGCACCAAAACGACACCGCUUUGUUCUACGAUCAGAUCAAGUCGAAACUCCAGCUGGAAUUCAACAAGAACCAGCUCGUGGAGAAGCUCCGGCGCCUGAAGAAGAAGUACCGGAAUGUCCUCAACAAAAUCGCCGCUGGAAAAGAGGUCAGCUUCAAGAGCCCUCACGAUCAGGCCACGUUUGAGAUCUCGAGGAAGAUAUGGAGCAACAACGGCCGUAUCGCCGCCGACAACAAUCCGCUGGACGACGAAGACCCAACCCUGAUCAAGACCGAAGACGCCAGAUUCCAGAAAUCCACGCCGAGAUCACGCAACCUGCUUUCUUCCUCGCAUCAAGCCCCGCCUUCGUUUUUCUGUCGACUCACACUCCCGGAGCGUCGCCUUUCCAGCGGCUCGUCUAAGUUUGAGCACACGAGGAGUUUAACCUUCGCCCUGCACCAAGACGCGCCUCGGCGUCGCCUUUAA
Molecule: messenger RNA, 723 nt
Organism: Argentina anserina (silverweed cinquefoil)
Lineage: Eukaryota; Viridiplantae; Streptophyta; Magnoliopsida; Rosales; Rosaceae
Exons: 3
Coding region: 1-723 (240 amino acids)
Biological process (GO): regulation of DNA-templated transcription
Cellular component (GO): nucleus
Source: RefSeq, a predicted model, not a curated record